UGCUUUGGAAAUCAUCAUCCUGUAAACACCAUCAUUUUUUGUUUCUCUAAUUUCAUUCCAGACAUACCAGUCAUCGUCCAGUGCAGUGCGUAUUCGAAUCCUGCCUCGGGCUGUUUCUUAUCUGAACAGUGUCGCAGCAGAAAUACUUGCCGAGCAACUACCACGUCUCUCCAUCCCAAACAUCAAACAGCGGAUCAAUAAUGGCCAAGGGUACAUCUUGCUUUCGGAUAUCCGUGUAUCGAGGUACAAACGCGCUUCCGUGCAUACGAUUUCCACGUCGGCACCAAAUAAACUCACCUGGGUCAUGAAGAACUUGAAUAUGGGGCUGAUUGGUGAUUUAUCCGGAGAAAUCAAUAUCGUGGUUCCAGUGAAGCUUGAAGGUGAAGCCGAAGUGUUGGCGCGUGGUGUUAACUUCCACCUGGAGAGCGCGUUGGAGCGGUCACAAACGGGCGCCGCACGAGUAACAACGAUUUCCUGUCGAACAACAAUUCAAACUAUAAAUAUCGAAAUUUAUAAUGGCGGUAUUGCUGGACUAGCACUCAACUUGUUCAAGGUAUUAAAAUUUGAUCAAAACAUCAACGGCAGGUUUUUCUGGAGUGCUGCCCGCUCUGCCCUACGGGGUAUCCCAUCCCGGACUUUCAGAAAACGAGGCAAUCUCUGCGCAGUAAUUUCGAAAUUUCAGCAAGCAAUUACGGGGCAUAUUCGACCAUUUAUUCAAGCGUUGAUAUGCAAAAAAAUCACUCUCUUUAUCAACGAGGAUCUCAAUAACAAGUUAUCACAAACGCAGACAAAGACAUCGUUGGCGGACGCGGUCCGGACUAACACAUUCGGAGCCCUCCUUGGACUACCCGACAGUGCGCAACUAAUCGAAAGCUUCCGCUCAUUCAACAUCAAUGCCACUUACCCUUUCUUCAACGUGACGAACUACUCUGCUCUAUCAGCACGAAAUGUGUUCUUUUCCAGACUCAGUGAAGAUCCCGUAUGCUAUACGGAUACGGUGGAAAUAGCUAACCUGGGAGAAAUUUCGAUAAUAGGAGCAAACAAAAACACCACGCCAUUCGAUGUUCCACCAAUGACCUGGAAUACGAGUUCCGAAAAUUCGAAUGCAAUGAUACAUCUGCUGAUAUCCGAUUACAUCGCCAACGCACUACUUUAUCAUGCCUUCUCAGAGCACUUAUUGCAAUUUAUUGUGGACGAGCGAACAGUAUCAUCGCUGGGCCCCUUGCUCCGUACGUCGUGCUCAUCCGGAAUAUGUUUUGCAGAUCUCAUACCAAAACUAGCAGAGCAAUAUCCGGAUAACAAAGUGCGGCUUGUUUUUACUCCUACUCGAGCGCCUGUGGUGCUUUUCCAGGCCAAACAAGACGGGAUACUGACCGUAAAUGUGAAUGGUUUGGUGUUCUUGUAUAUUGUAUCAGCGAAUCAAACAAGCCAACAAGCUGGAGCGUUUUCUCUAGAUAUCGUUGCCAGUACGCAUUUGCAUAUCGAAAACAACACAUUGCUUGGCAGGACCACAAUGGACAGUUUUCAGUUACAGAACAAGUAUGGCAAUAUGAAUAUCAGUGAUGACGAGCUUUCCGAUAUUGCUUUGUUGAGCUCCGAGAUGCUCCAGCGCUCCAUCAAUGACUUCUUACGUGCUGGAUUUCCAAUACCAAUCCCCAAAGUGAUGCGGAUCAAGGCAACAGAACUGCGGUUCCUGGACCGGAGUGUGUUCGUAUCCACGGAAUUCGCCCUGGAUCGCAGGCGCGUGAGUGUCAUUGCGCUAGAAGCGUUUGCGGAUACCAGAUAUUUUCCACGUAGUACAAAAAUCCAUAGCGGCAGCACUGGUGAUAUGCACGAAUGA
Messenger RNA from Gongylonema pulchrum, 1840 nucleotides. The record is from the annotation of a GenBank genome assembly. NCBI's taxonomy places the organism in Eukaryota, Metazoa, Nematoda, Chromadorea, Rhabditida, Gongylonematidae.